AUGCCUUUCAUUCUGAUAACUGGCGUUUGGCUUCUAUCCCUGUCGUCAUUGGCAAGCGGCAGUCACCCAAAGAUCUCCUCCUGUGGAGCAGUACCAGUCGAAGCCGCAGCCUCUGGCGCUGCCAAUACCGGUUCCCCUGCUUCCUCCCCCGCUCCACCGUCCACCACGCCUCCUUCCCCCGCGCCGCCAUCCCCAGCACCCUUCCCCCUGAUUUCGCCUUCCGCCUCGGCGUUUGAAAAAGAUACGGCUAAACUUGCCGUCCUCAUAGCAGCCGCCGUGUCGCCCAAGCUGGGGCAGGGGCCGCCUCGCAAGGACCCCCACCUUCCCCCCUCGCCCUCCGCCGCCUCUAGCCGCCGCCUCGGCUUUGCCCAACAGGCGCCACGGCGACGGGGCGCCCCAGCCAGCAGCUCCUCCAGCUCAAGUAAGACCUCGAGCCCAAGUCCAAGCCCAAGGCCAAGCAUCAGCUCCAGCAGCAGCAAUAGCAACAUAUCUGUGGGGUCCAUGGAGGCUGCCCCUUUUGAUGACCAAGCCGGCGAAAGGCCUAGCUACAUGCGAGGCACAGCAGCGUCACGGGCAAAGGCCUCCAGCACUCGGGAGCCGUCCCGGUUGGGCUGCUCAUCAGCAAAACUGAGUUCCAGUUCCGGCGCUGGCACGGGCCCAGGCGGGCGAGCGCUAAUGAGUGGAGCGUACAGGAGAUCAGCACAAUACUGA
Volvox carteri f. nagariensis is the source of this 711-nucleotide messenger RNA. RefSeq lists its product as uncharacterized. Lineage: Eukaryota; Viridiplantae; Chlorophyta; Chlorophyceae; Chlamydomonadales; Volvocaceae. The coding region runs from base 1 to 711 and encodes 236 amino acids. The record is from RefSeq and is a predicted model, not a curated record. The transcript has 3 exons.